UUAAGAAAACUACAAGGGCUAAUACGUAAAAAUCUCCUCUCCCUACAUUUCUCGACAGAAGAUCAUUUCCUUCUUCUGAUCCGCCGAGGAGAAGAAGGGUUCGGAUUCUUGCUUCCUGCUCCAAAUUCAACUGAUUUAUUGAUUCUAGAGGUUCAAGAUGGCAAAGGCUACUGGUAAUGAUGCGCAAGCGCUGAUCCAUUCUCUGCGUACCGCUUACGCUGCCACGCCAACCAAUCUCAAGAUUAUUGACCUCUAUGUGGUUUUUGCCAUCUUCACGGCGUUAAUUCAGGUGGUAUACAUGGGCAUAGUUGGAUCUUUCCCAUUCAACUCUUUCCUUUCGGGCGUACUUUCCUGUGUUGGUACUGCAGUUCUUGCAGUUUGUCUUCGCAUCCAAGUCAACAAAGACAACAAGGAAUUCAAGGACUUGCCACCGGAGCGAGCUUUUGCCGAUUUUGUUCUCUGCAAUCUGGUUCUCCACCUUGUGAUCAUGAACUUCCUCGGAUAGAACUACAUUAUUAUCAGUAGGAAAACGUCGACGAGUGUCUCUUUUCAAUGAGUUUGUCUAAGAUGUCAUGAUAAUAGCAGAAACGCCAUAGUCCUAUGUUUGAAGACCGCAGCAAUAUGUAUUAGGUCUUAUCAGUUUUCGGAUAUGUCCAUUUAUAGUACUCUCAUAAUCAUAUACCUAGUUGAAGAUUGUACUUUUGCCUCUCUCAUUUCUCAGGAUCUCGACUUAUCUUUAAUCAUUUUGAUGGUCGUGUGUCUUGAUGAAUGGUGUAUUCAACUUGAACUCGAGAUUGAAGUUCUUAUUUAUUUAUGAUGUCUGAUAUUGUGCGGGAA
This is a messenger RNA of Asparagus officinalis (garden asparagus), 837 nucleotides long. Its product is annotated as dolichyl-diphosphooligosaccharide--protein glycosyltransferase subunit DAD1. Gene Ontology annotation, cellular component: oligosaccharyltransferase complex; membrane. The transcript is spliced from 6 exons. Lineage: Eukaryota; Viridiplantae; Streptophyta; Magnoliopsida; Asparagales; Asparagaceae. Bases 158 to 505 code for a protein of 115 amino acids. The record is from RefSeq and is a predicted model, not a curated record. Gene Ontology annotation, biological process: protein N-linked glycosylation.